GCGGUUGUCAGGAAUGUUUACAGGAAACAUGGCUUCCCUGUCUGUUGGAGAGCUUCAAGAAAUGGAAGUGGACCGGAGGGGUGAGUCUGAGGAGUCUGGUGAUGAUGAGACCAGGAGGAGGAGUAUCAAUGGCGAUGUGGACCCCAAUCAGCCCGCUACCACAAGUAAAGAAGAGUCUCCAGUUGACAUGGACACCAUAACCCUGGACCCAGAGGAAGAGGAUGUUGAUCUUGUUCAUUGUCGUAUUGGGAAGAUUGAAGGAUUGGAGGUGUUACAAAAGGCUAAAACACUCUCCUUACGACAGAACCUCAUCAAAAAGAUAGAAAACCUUGACAGUUUGAGCUCACUGAGGGAACUAGAUCUCUAUGACAAUCAGAUCCGCAAACUGGAGAACCUGCACAACCUCACAGAGUUGGAGCAGCUUGACGUGUCCUUCAACAUUUUGAGGAAGGUGGAGGGUUUGGAGCAGUUGACUCAGCUGAAGAAACUUUUUCUUCUUCACAACAAAAUUAGCAGCAUUGCCAACCUGGAAAAUCUCAUAGGCCUGGAGAUGCUGGAGCUGGGCUCCAAUCGCAUCCGGGUCAUAGAGAACCUGGAUACACUGGCGUCUUUGCAAAGUUUGUUUCUUGGCACCAAUAAAAUAACUCAGCUUCAGAAUCUGGAGGGUUUACACAACCUAACUGUUUUAAGCAUUCAGAGUAACCGUAUUACUAAAAUCGAGGGUCUGCAGAACCUUGUCAACCUGAGAGAGCUGUAUCUGAGCCACAAUGGCAUUGAGGUCAUUGAGGGCUUGGAGAACAAUAAAAAGCUCACAACCCUGGACAUUGCUGCCAAUCGAGUAAAGAAAAUUGAAAACAUCAACCAUCUGACAGAGCUGCAGGAGUUCUGGAUGAACGAUAAUCAGAUAGAUAACUGGUCAGAUCUCGAUGAGCUGAAGAAUGCCAAGUCUCUGGAGACGGUCUAUCUUGAAAGAAACCCGCUACAGAAGGAUCCACAGUACCGGCGAAAGAUCAUGCUGGCGCUGCCCAGUGUACGCCAGAUCGACGCUACCUUCAUCCGCUUCUAAACUGCAGUAUACAACUCACCUGCCAACUUCACAGUGUUCUCCCUCACCUCCCUCCCUCCCUCCCUACUCUGCCUACAGAAACAAACUUCAUUUUAAAACACAUUGGCCUCACUGAAUCAUAUAGUCACUCCAUACACAAAUGUACAUUCCAACAUGAAACUCACCCACAGCUCACUCAACAUACAUGUAUGCAUGUAUGCACUCAUUCACACCUUGAUCUAUGCUAUUGUGUGAAAGCUUUAUUUAUUUAUUAAGCUGGAUAUGAACUGUGAAAGUACCCGACUCCCAUUUCCUCAUUUAUCCUCCGCACUUAUUUUUCUUUUAUUGUUUUGCAUGUAGGACACAGUAUGGAGACAUCUUCUUUCCUCAAUCAUACAGUGACCAUCAGCAAAAUAAGAAAUUAAUCUCAUUUAUCACGUUGUUGAAGUUGCACUGCUAACAUAAGAGAGAAAAGGGUGGUAGUCAUAAUAUUUGAGGGACUUUGAGAGUUUAUUCUUUUUGGUUGUACAGGAUGAGACUGUUCUUACAAGGUACACAGUGAGUAAAUGAACAACUAAGCAUUGACAUUAAAGGGAAAGCCCAUGAAAAAAUAGAAUUUAUAUAUUUAAAUCUUCACAAUACUACUUAUUGUCUCGUUUGGUUUAUCAUGCUUCAAAACUGCCCCAGUUAUCAAACUUGGCAGCCACAGAAACAUCAAAAAUGAAGCCUAAGAUGCCAUACUGACGCCAUGCAGUUUGAAGCAGUUUAGUUAAGUGGCACUUACGUACAUCAAUCUUUUUAUGGAAAACAUAUCAGUGGAAACUGAUGAAUCAUUUUAAUAAACUGGUAUCGUGGGCUCAUUUUGAUGUCUAUUCCUUGUUCCAGAUAUUUUACAGCUCAUAGGCCAAUUUUCAGAUUAACAAGACUGACAUGUGCAGUAAAAUAAAGCUCAUUAGAAUGUGAAGUAAUUUAACGCGUUUAUGAAGAUGGUUUUGUAAUCAUUAGUACAUCACCCUUUUUUUGUUUGUUUUUUUGUUUGUUUGUUUGUUGGUUUGGCUGUUUUUUUUACCUUGAAUACAUCACUGAUUACAGCCUUGGUUGUCUUUUGAUUUUGGGAAGCUUAAUUGAUUACAGUAAAAUGUAGAUUGUUUUUGAAGUAAAUUUGCUUUCUAAGGGGAGGACUGGUCUCACGUCAGUGAUGUUAACUAAUGUAAGAUAAAUUACUUCAUGCUGUUGGCACAGACAAUUUUUUUAACAUUUUGAGAUUUACUGAAGACACUACAGUGACACAUUCUGUAUUAUUCUCAUUUGACCUUUGAUAAUGCUUAAAAAUAAGUAUUUAUUGGCCAUGUUUACCACCUUAAACCAAAAGUAAAUGACUUUUUCUUGUGAUCUCUUGUAUAUAAUGCUUGAGUGCACUUGAUUUAUUCCCUUUUAAAAUUAAAAAGUGAUGCAUCUUUUAUAUGAAACUAAUUUCCCACCUCAGGGCUAAAAGGUCUCAUGACAAAAUGGUGCAGAUUCCAGCGCAUCACUGCAUUUACAUGGAGAGUGCUAAACUAAGUGCUUUCUGUGUAAGAUACAGAGCGUUGUGUAAUUCAUUUCAUCUGGGUUUGUAGCGGGCCCUCCAAUUGUUAAAUUGGGCCAAGUUAAUACUGAAUCUCCCUUUGCAGUUAAGAAAAGAACUUCCUGGUUUGUAUCAUAGGUUUCUAUAGCUGACCGUUUGUUCUUCGUCAAAGAAAUAGAAAUUGUGGUACAAACCUUUUAAAUUCAAUGAUUACCAUAACUCAGCUGUAGAACAUUUAUGAGCCCAUAUCAGACCAUCAGCAAAACUGAAGAACAUUGUGCAUUAUUGAUAUGAAUGUAAUGUUAUUUUAUAUUCAGCUUUAACAUAAGUUACUUUAUAAUUGGCCAGUGGGACUGGAAUUGUCACUUUGUGUACUUGUAAAUAUAGUUUGGACAUCUCAUGUAGAAAAUCAGUGCCAUCAUCACCUUCCCUUUGUAAAGUGAUAUUGUUUUUUCUUGUUUGUGCCGCAGCACACAACAGAUCUGUGUGAUAUACUGUAAUGAAGAUAAGUUGACCUCUAGUGGUCAUUGAAUGAGCAAUUACUCCAAUUGCUAUUAGCUCACUGUUGUUAGAACUGAGUCUUCAGGUUUUGGACUUGGUUGAUGCUGUUUUCAAACUGAAUGUAUUAUGCAAAUAACAAUAAAAUGACACUAGUUAAAUA
Molecule: messenger RNA, 3270 nt
Organism: Seriola dumerili (greater amberjack)
Lineage: Eukaryota; Metazoa; Chordata; Actinopteri; Carangiformes; Carangidae
Gene: ppp1r7
Product: protein phosphatase 1 regulatory subunit 7
Exons: 10
Coding region: 14-1066 (350 amino acids)
Molecular function (GO): protein binding
Source: RefSeq, a predicted model, not a curated record